This is a messenger RNA of Equus quagga, 561 nucleotides long. RefSeq names its product TAFA chemokine like family member 4 (gene TAFA4). Lineage: Eukaryota; Metazoa; Chordata; Mammalia; Perissodactyla; Equidae. Gene Ontology annotation, molecular function: receptor ligand activity. The record is from RefSeq and is a predicted model, not a curated record. Gene Ontology annotation, biological process: phagocytosis; macrophage chemotaxis. The transcript has 5 exons. Bases 1 to 561 code for a protein of 186 amino acids.
AUGAAGUCUCCAAGGAUGAAGGUCUGUGCUAAGUCAGUGUUGCUGGCGCACUGGCUCUUCCUGGCCUACGUGUUAAUGGUGUGCUGUAAGCUGAUGUCUGCCUCGAGCCAGCACCUCCGGGGACACGCAGGUCACCACCAAAUCAAGCAAGGGACCUGUGAGGUAGUCGCUGUGCACCGGUGCUGUAACAAGAACCGCAUAGAAGAGCGAUCACAAACCGUCAAGUGUUCUUGCUUCCCUGGACAGGUUGCUGGCACAACUCGGGCUCAGCCGUCUUGUGUUGAAGCUUCCAUCGUGAUUCAGAAAUGGUGGUGUCACAUGAAUCCUUGUUUGGAAGGAGAGGAUUGUAAAGUGCUGCCAGAUUACUCAGGGUGGUCCUGUAGCAGUGGCAAUAAAGUCAAAACGACAAAGGCAAGUAACACGGUAGCAAAGAGAGAGAUGCACUUCAACCUGGAGAAGCGACAGGAUGCAGAGCUCUCUUGGUUGAAUGACAGUCCUGGCCAGGUUGUGCGAAAUUGUCCUGGAUUUCAGCAACAUCCCAUUUGCGUGUGUGUGCUGUGA